CACACUGUGAUGGAGACUCCUCUCGAGAAGGCCCUGACCAUGAUGGUCAGCACUUUCCAUAAAUAUUCAGGGAGAGAGGGCAGCAAACUGACUCUGAGCAGGAAGGAGCUGAAGGAGCUGAUCAAGAAGGAGCUGUGUCUUGGCGAGAAGAUGAAGGAGAGUAGCAUCGAUGACCUGAUGAAGAGCUUGGACAAAAACAGCGAUCAGGAGAUUGACUUCAAGGAGUACUCGGUGUUCCUGACCACGCUGUGCAUGGCCUACAAUGACUUCUUCCUGGAGGACAACCAGUGACCGGGGAUCAGUCCCUGGCCUCCGCGGCUCCUCUCACAAACCCUCUGAGGUCCCUUGCCCUCCCUGUCCUCCUAGAAGUACCCUGCUUGGGCCUUCCCUUCCAGCAGAGGAAAUAAAGAUUUUCCAU
Messenger RNA from Camelus dromedarius (Arabian camel), 418 nucleotides. RefSeq names its product S100 calcium binding protein A5 (gene S100A5). Gene Ontology annotation, molecular function: calcium ion binding; transition metal ion binding; calcium-dependent protein binding. Gene Ontology annotation, cellular component: nucleus. Bases 10 to 291 code for a protein of 93 amino acids. The record is from RefSeq and is a predicted model, not a curated record. Lineage: Eukaryota; Metazoa; Chordata; Mammalia; Artiodactyla; Camelidae. The transcript is spliced from 2 exons.